GCGGGUCUAACUAUGAUGUCAUAAAUAUGGAGGAUUAAGUUUAUUUUGGAUCCUGAAAUCUGGCAACAGUGUCACGGAUCCUUGUAAAUGAGUCUCAAAUUUCUAACUUCUUCUUUUUUUACUAAGAGCUGAAACAUUUCAGUGAGUGGCCAUCUUUUAGACAAUUUUGACUAAUUGCCACGGUUGGGAAAAGGAAUACAGAUCUGCGGGGUUUGGUUGCCGUGGAAGAUGAAUGAUGGCAGCGAAAACAAUAAGUGGUCAUGUGAAUUUUGCACGUAUGAAAACUUCCCUGCAGCCAAGAAAUGUACCAUGUGCUUCAAAUGGCGCUCACCACAUCUUAUCUCAGACACUAUCAAUGAGGAGCAAGACAUCUACAAAAUGGCACCCCUAGUGUCAGAGGCUCACCCCAGUGGAGGAGGUAGCAGUGGAGGUACAGCUGAGGGUGGCAAGUGGGCCUGUGAAUUUUGUACCUACCUCAAUUGGGCAAAAACUGUAAAAUGUGUGCAGUGCCUGAACUCGAAGAGAAAGCCUUCCCCUCCAACGUACCGUGCACAGGAGAAACUACAGAACAUUUGUGUAACCACCUCUGAUAGUCAACUCAUAGAGUGCAGCUCUCCAAAACUCUCUCCCAACUCGUACACCAAUAAGUCUCUUGCUCUGAAAGAAACUAAUAGUGACAAUAAAUCCAAUGCCUACUCAGCAAUCCAUAAUCCUCUAAAAUGGAUCUGUGUCACUUGUACCUAUGAGAACUGGCCCCGCUCUCAGAAAUGUGUGAUUUGUUUAACUCCACGAGGACGGCCUUCUGAAUCCCCGUCACCCGUCUCUUCCUGUCGCUCCCAUGAAGUCAUCGCAACUCCACAGCGUAGAAGCCCUACCUCCUCCCUCCUGCCUCGCAGUCUGGGGGACUCCAACAAUCUUCAGGCUGGAGCUUCAGCGUCUUCCCUCGCUCUGACAUCGUCAUCGUCAUCAACAUCUCCAUCACACCCCUCCACCCCUCCCAUGAUGAGGGAGAAGAGACUCCUCAUGCUGCGAUCCAAACUGCGUGACUCUGACUGGUUGUGGCUGAAUGCAUGCAUGGGCACUGUGGAUGGAGACUUGGAAGCAAUCCACGCCUUCAUUGCAGGGGGCGGCCAUCCCUCACGGCAGCUAACUAUGCAGGAAGUCGAACUGCUCAAUCGGCCAAGUGCCUUUCAGGUCGGCUACACUCUGGUUCACCUUGCAAUCCGCUUUCAAAGGGAAGAUAUGCUUGCCAUCCUGUUGGCUGCCACGGAGGCGUCAUCAAAAGCUUCUAAGCGACUCCCUUGCAUGGCUUGCCCAGAUGUAGCCACAGAUAUACGCCGGCAGAUUGUGUCUUCAAUGCGGCAGCGCAAAGGAGACUUCCCAUGCUCGUUCUUCACAGACUGUGUCACAUUCUCUUUACCAGUUGAUAUUGAAGAUCUAGCCCGACACAUACAGGAGCAUCUCUUCGAUGAGAUCCUUGAUCGUGAUGUGCAAAAUGAACUAGAGGUGGAAGAGUCAAUCAUAAACUGGAGUUUAGAAUUGACCGACCGUCUGGGUAGCAGGUUGUAUGCCUUGUGGAACCGUACUGCUGGGGACUGUCUUCUGGACUCAGUCCUCCAGGCUGCUUGGGGUGUCUUCGAUCUCGACAAUUCUCUGCGCCGUGCCUUAGCCGAGAGUUUGAGAGACGGAGCAAUGACAUUUUACCCGCGCUGGAAGGAGUAUGAGUCCAUGCAAGCAGAGUCGCUUCAGUUCAGCCUGGACGAGAGCCAGUGGCAACAUGACUGGGCCGUGCUGCUAAGUCUGGCCAGUCAACCAGGCACCUCCCUGGAGCAGACCCACAUCUUUGCUCUGGCUCACAUCCUGCGACGGCCCAUUAUCGUGUACGGUGUUAAGUACGUGAAGAGUUUCAAAGGAGAGACAAUCGGAUUUGCCAAGUUUCAAGGUGUUUACAUUCCCUUACUGUGGGAGCCGUCCUUCUGCUGGAAGACGCCCCUGGCCUUGGGCUACACCCGCGGCCAUUUCUCCGCCCUGGUGCCCAUGGAACUUGACAUGGACGACGGCAUCGGUGCUGGGGCCAACACAGAGUCCCCUGACGAGGAGCAGGUUGCUUACCUCCCUUUGGUGGACUGCGAGGGCAAACUACUACAAGUGCACUUCCUCUCGGGAUCAGAGAUUGGCCGGGAGGAGAUGGUACUUCGAGAGUGGCUGCAUUGUCACACGACAGAAGGUGGCCUCCUGGUAGCCACGCAGCGCCUGGGUAAGCGUCCGCUGGCGGUCAAGCAGAUGGUGGAUGAGUGGCUCGACCACUACCGCAGGCUCCAGGCCCAGCCUCAGGCACUGUCCAUCAAGACCACGCUGUCCAGUGACGGAGAGAGUGAUGAUGAGUGAGUGGGCGUGGGGCUAGCUGGUCGCCAAGCACACCGUCAAACCCCCUUUGCCCCUUUGUCCUCUCUCUCAUCUGUGAUGUGUGCCAUGCAUUGACAGGCAGGCUGAGUGCGUUUCUUGAGAGACUGGGUGUAUGUCACAGCAUAUGUGAGUGCUCAGGGAAAGGGCUGUAUGUAUGUGUGAGUAUUUUUUUGCAAAAAAGAAAAAGA
This is a messenger RNA of Aplysia californica (California sea hare), 2594 nucleotides long. RefSeq names its product ubiquitin thioesterase zranb1-B. NCBI's taxonomy places the organism in Eukaryota, Metazoa, Mollusca, Gastropoda, Aplysiida, Aplysiidae. The transcript has 10 exons. Gene Ontology annotation, biological process: cell migration; protein deubiquitination involved in ubiquitin-dependent protein catabolic process; positive regulation of Wnt signaling pathway. The record is from RefSeq and is a predicted model, not a curated record. Gene Ontology annotation, cellular component: cytoplasm; nucleus. Gene Ontology annotation, molecular function: cysteine-type deubiquitinase activity; K63-linked polyubiquitin modification-dependent protein binding. Bases 229 to 2388 code for a protein of 719 amino acids.